CUUCGUCGUUAAAGAAGCCAUUCAGGAAGCCAUUACGUUGCGCAGUUUAGUGAAGAUAAACUUACUAUUUUUACGUAUUCUACGCACUUUUAAAAUACUUUCCUUAAGUCCCAUUCAAAUAUUAUGGCAUCGCAUGCAAAGAAGAGAAAAAUGAAUUUCUCAGAAAGGGAGGUGGAAAUCAUCGUAGAGGAGAUGGAAAAACAAAAACACAUUUUAGUGAACCACUUCAACGCUGGCGUUACUCAUAUCGCCAAAAAUAACGCCUGGAUGGAGAUUCUGAAACGCGUGAACGCGGUGACCAACUGCCAGCGCGAGCUCGCCGAGGUGAAGAAGAAGUGGUCUGAUUUGAAAACCGAGGUUCGUCGCAAAGUGGCGCAGGCUCGUGCUGCGAUAGAGGACACAGGAGAUUGCACCACGGUACCGGUUAUUCUUACUGCCAUGCAGCAGCGAAUCUGUAACCUCCUGGGAGAAGCCACUAUCAUCAGUCUGCCUGCUGGAGAAUCAGAAGAGCCGAGUGGGGAGAUUGCGGUUGCAGUGCCUAUUAGUACAACCGCCACUACCGUUACACUAACGCAGAGUAUCCAGCCGGCACCUGGUACCACCUGUGAAAUGAAAACUCUAGAAGCUGAAACUACAUAUCACACUCUGGAGGAGGGCAUGGUAGAGUACUGCACAACAGAGACACCAGUCACUGUUACAUCUGAAGCCCCUGUGGAGGUUUUGUCAGCGCAAGCUGAGUGCUCAGUAAAACCACAGGAGUUGAAAAGCCGCAUUGCACUGAACUCUGCCAAGCUGUUGCAGGAGCAGCGUGUCACCAACCUGCAUGUGCGUGAAAUCUCACAGCACUUGGAGAACCAAAAUGAUCUUCUGCAGAUGAUUCGUCGCUCACAGGAGGCACAAGCUUGUGCCCAAGAAAGACAAGCCCAAGCCCUUGAAGGAACACAAGCCACACUUCUUGCCCUUAUUCAAAUGUUCAAGCCUGCUCUAAAGGAUUUAAGAAAGUUUCUACAAAACGCUAACAACGCUAAUGUAACAGGAGCUGUUGAGACUGGUGAGGGGGUGGUGAACAUGACACAACAAGUGGAAGAUGUACAGUAGACUGCCAUGUGUUGAGAUCUUUUUUAGAGAGAUGUAUGUGUGUUGAAAUAUAGUAUUGUUUUACAGUUUACUUUUAAUGCAAGUAUACUGUAUAUCAAAGGUUCACAAAGUGGGGUCCAUGUGUUUGUUUUUGUUUUGUUUAUUUUCAUCUUUUUAAAUUUUUUUAUGGUGAUGGAAAAACAAUCCAUUGUUAUUUAAAAAUAUGUUGAGCUUCUAUAGCCUUUUGACUGGGUUUAAUUUAAACCGUAAUAACUAAAUGUUGGAAUAAUUUGUCCAUAAAAUUUAUUUUCUACAUAAUUACAAAAUUCUUUCUCUUCCACUUUCCACUUUUAUUUUUAUUUAAAACAUUCUGAACUAAGUUUGCAUGAGAAUGAGCUUCCACUAAAUCAACAGAAUCUCUGACAUUACAAUUCAAUAAACACAACAAAUUAUAAAGAA
Molecule: messenger RNA, 1536 nt
Organism: Silurus meridionalis
Lineage: Eukaryota; Metazoa; Chordata; Actinopteri; Siluriformes; Siluridae
Gene: naif1
Product: nuclear apoptosis inducing factor 1
Exons: 3
Coding region: 124-1098 (324 amino acids)
Cellular component (GO): nucleus
Source: RefSeq, a predicted model, not a curated record